Molecule: messenger RNA, 1419 nt
Organism: Naegleria lovaniensis
Lineage: Eukaryota; Heterolobosea; Eutetramitea; Acrasida; Naegleriidae
Exons: 3
Coding region: 1-1419 (472 amino acids)
Source: RefSeq, a predicted model, not a curated record
AUGACAACAACCGAAGCUACUACCACUCUCCAAAAGUUACCAGUCACCUUGCUCACUGGUGUUUCGGAUGAAAGCAAGUCCUUGAUUUGUAAGAAAGUUGCAGAGAAUAAGGAUGGAAUGAAGAUUGUUCUCUUUGUGAAUGAUUUACAAAAGUUCAAAUUCGAUGCCUCUCAAAUUGAAAAACAAGAAGAAGAUCGUAUUGCUCUCAAGAACGGUAGCUUACUCGUUCAAGCUUCAGAGCUCUAUUUAGAACAAUUGAGUUCGUUUGUGGUCGAUAAGAAAUUCGACAAUUGUCUCUUUGAAGUCGAUAAAUUGGAACCUCUCGUGGCAACCAUUCAAGCAUUUGCUGCCAUCAUUUCGGAAGAGGAAGAACAUGAACAUGAUGAAAAUUGUGAUCAUGAAGAGGAAGAGGAUGGUAUUCGAAUGAAUGACAUGGCUCCAUUGGAUACCAUUGUUGCAGUCGUGGAUGGUGAGACUUUUAUGAAAGAUCUCGAAUCUGAGGAAACCUUUGCGGAUCGAUAUGGAGAAGAUUCCAUUCCACAAGACGCAAGUAAUGAACAAAUUUGUUUCCAAUUGGUGGAACAAAUUGAGGAUGCCAAUAUUGUGAUUAUUCAUAAUCUUGAUAAGGCUGAGGAUAAAAAGACAGUUGAAGCUUUGAUUAGAAAGUUGAAUCCUGUGGCCAAGAUUAUGAUUGGAGAUGUAAAUCCAAAGGAACUUUUCAACACUGGAUUGUACUCAUUGGAGAAUUCUGAAAAUGAUACUCCAGUAUGGAUGAAGCAAUUGGAUGGUACUGUGAAAUCUGAUACCAUUGACGGAAUUUCAAGCUUUGCCUAUAAGAGAAGACGUCCAUUCAAUACUGAAAAGUUGAACAAUCUUGUCUAUGGUUCUGAUUAUUUGAAUAAGGAAACUGGUAUUAUUCGAUCUAAGGGAAUUUUCUGGCUCUGCACUAGAAACAAUGAAACUGGUGACUGGAACCAUGUGAAAAACAUUAUUGAAUUUACUUCAGGUGGUCCAUUCGUUUCUAGUCUCUCAGAAGAAGAACUUGCUGCUUACCCUCCUGAGGCUAUCGAAAAGUUAAAAUCUAAAGUUGAGGGCGAACACGGAGAUCGUCGAACUGAAAUUUUAUUUAUUGGUAAAUCCAUGAAUCAGAAGGAAAUUGAGGAAAAGUUGGACAGUUGUCUCAUUACUCCAGAAGAACUUGCUAAAGGUGUUGAAUAUUAUGGUACCAUGUGUGAAGAUUCCUUGCCUGAAUGGCCAGUCGAUGAUCUUUUGGCAAUGGAAGAGAUGUUUGGUGUUGAAGAUGACGAGGACGAAGAAGGUGACGAAGAGGACGCUGAAGGAGGAAUUGACAUUACCACCACUCCAAAGAGAAAGAGAAACACUGAUGAGAGUGGUAGUUCUAAGAAGACCAAGAAAUAA